Molecule: messenger RNA, 2726 nt
Organism: Setaria italica (foxtail millet)
Lineage: Eukaryota; Viridiplantae; Streptophyta; Magnoliopsida; Poales; Poaceae
Product: probable leucine-rich repeat receptor-like protein kinase At1g68400
Exons: 2
Coding region: 226-2292 (688 amino acids)
Biological process (GO): protein phosphorylation
Molecular function (GO): ATP binding; protein kinase activity; protein binding
Source: RefSeq, a predicted model, not a curated record
GGCAAAAGGCUCCAAGCGCCAAGGGCAGCGAGCCAGCGACUGUCCGCGCACGAGAGAGGAAGCACGACAGCACGAGCACCAGACAACAACACCCCCCGCCGCUCUCCGCCUCUCUCGCCGCUGUCCAUUUCCUACUUGAGGCGGAGCGGGCAGCCACCAAGCCCGCGCUCGCGGACGAGCCAAGCGCAAGCUCCCAAAACACAAAAGAAAAGGAAAGAAAAGAGCAUGCCGCCGCCGCUGCUCAUCCUCCUACUGUCCCCGCUGCUGCUGCUGCAUUCCCUCGCCAAUGCCGGCUCGCUGGACGCCGACGUCGCGGCGCUCACCGACUUCCGCCUCGCCGCGGGCCCGUCCGGUGCCGCGCUCGCGAGCUGGAACCUGUCCGCGAACCCGACGCCCUGCGGCGGGGCCUGGCGUGGGGUCACCUGCGCCGGCGGCCGCGUCACGCGCCUGGUUCUCGAAGGGCUCGGCCUCUCCAGCGCCGAAGCGCUCCCGGCGCUCGCGCGCCUCGACGGCCUCCGCGUGCUCAGCCUCAAGGGAAACGCCUUCUCCGGCGGGAUCCCCGACCUGUCGCCGCUCGCGGGGCUCAAGCUGCUGUUCCUCGCCCGGAACGCGCUGUCCGGCCCGAUCCCGCCGUCGCUCGGGGCGCUGUACCGGCUGUACCGCCUCGACCUAUCGUUCAACAACCUGUCCGGCGUCGUGCCGCCCGAGCUCGGCCAUCUCGACAGGCUGCUCACGCUGAGGCUGGAAUCCAACCGGCUCACCGGCGGGAUCGACGCCGUCGCGCUGCCGAGGCUGCAGGAGUUCAACGUCUCCAACAAUUUGAUGUCGGGGAGGAUUCCGUCCGCCGUAGCGGCUUUCCCGGCCGCGGCGUUCGACGGGAACGUCGGUCUGUGCGGUGCACCGCUACCGCCGUGCAAGGACGAGGCGCAGCAGCCCAAUGCAUCGGGGGCCGUGAACGCGUCCGCGGCGGGGGACUGCCCCCCGGCGGCUGCCAUGGUGGCGCCAGCGGGCGCGGAGGCGCAAGGAGGCGGCGGCAAGGGGAAGAUGAGCCGCGCCGCGGUGGUGGCAAUCGUGGUGGGGGAUUUCGCCGUGGUGGGGCUCGUGGCCGGGCUGCUCUUCUGCUACUUCUGGCCGCGCCUCUCCGGCCGGCGUAGCGGGAAGCGGCUCCAGCAGGGGGAGAAGAUAGUGUACUCCUCGAGCCCUUACGGCGCCGCCGGGGUGGUCGCGGCGGCCGGUGCCGGUGGCGCGACGUUCGAGCGUGGGAAGAUGGUGUUCCUGGAGGACCUCAGCUGCAGCAACGGCGGGACGAGGCGGUUCGAGCUCGAGGAGCUGCUGCGCGCGUCCGCGGAGAUGCUGGGUAAAGGCGGGUCCGGCACGGCGUACAAGGCCGUGCUCGACGACGGCACCGUGGUGGCCGUGAAGCGGCUGCGCGACGCCACGGCGGCGGCCGCCGCGUCCAAGAAGGACUUCGAGCACCACAUGGCGGUGCUGGGCCGGCUCCGCCACCCCAACAUCGUGCCCCUCACCGCGUACUACUACGCCCGCGACGAGAAGCUGCUGGUCUACGAGUACAUGCCCAACGGCAGCCUCUUCUCGCUGCUCCACGGUAACCGGGGCCCUGGGCGGACGCCGCUGGAGUGGGCGGCGCGCCUGCGCAUCGCGUCUGGCGCCGCUCGCGGGCUGGCGUACAUCCACCACUCCGGCCGCCGGGGCAGCGGGACGCCCAAGCUGGCGCACGGCAACAUCAAGAGCACCAACAUCCUCAUCGACAGGUUCGGCGUGGCGCGGCUGGCGGACUGCGGCCUGGCGCAGCUGGGCUCGUCCCCGGCCGCCGCCGCGGCGCGCUCCGCCGGGUACCGCGCCCCCGAGGCGCCCCCGCCGCCGCGGCCCUGGGCGUCGCACAAGGGCGACGUGUACGCGUUCGGCGUGGUCCUCCUGGAGCUCCUGACGGGGCGGUGCCCCGGGAGCGAGCUCCCCAACGGCGGCGUGGUGGUGGAGCUCCCCCGGUGGGUGCAGUCGGUGGUGCGGGAGGAGUGGACCUCGGAGGUGUUCGACCUGGAGCUGAUGAAGGACAAGGGCAUCGAGGAGGAGAUGGUGGCGAUGCUGCAGCUGGCGCUGAGCUGCGCGGUGGCGGCGCCCGAGCAGCGGCCCAAGAUCGGGUACGUGGUGAAGAUGAUCGACGAGGUCCGCGCGUGCGGGGAGGCGUCGCCGUCGCAGGACGAGUCCGUGGACGAGUCCUCGGGCGUCUCCGACUCGCCCGCCGUGUCGGAGGGCGGCGCGCUCAGCCAGUGAGCGAGGGGGCGCGCUCGGGGUGGUCCUUCGGAUUUGCCUUGUGAUGCGUGCCUUUGGUUUUACUGCCUGCAUUUGUUUUCUUCUGAUGGUUUUUGGGGGUGAGGAGGUGGAUUGGCAUGGGCCGUUGGAUCUGGUGAUGGGCUUGUAUAUGUGGCUCUGAUUCUGAUCGUUUUGCUGUUGUUUUUUUUAACUAGCAGUAGAUCCCUAGAGGAGCUGCAGCGCCGGCUUGUGUGAAAAAAAAGAGAGAGGAGGGUGUGAUUGUGUGAGUGGAUCAUGACACUGUCUUUUGGUGCAUCUUUCGCUGUGACUUUUGGCACUAGUUACCAUAUGUCCUUGAAGGAGUAGCUGCAUGCCUGCAUCAGUGCAGUGAUUCAUGGCAUUUCAGCUGCUAAUGUGUUUAGCCUUUCUGGUUUCAGACUUUCAGAUGUUCACUU